AUGGAUGUGAAAACAUUGAUCUUUGUGUUACUUGUCCCCGCUUGCACUGGAGCUGUGAUGAUCAACCAGGGCUGCAGCGCUUUUCCACGAGAAAUCCAAUUUUUGUGUUAUCAAAUUGGACAAAUUUGGGGACAAAAUCAGAUAUCAAACAAUGUUGUCGAGGCCUUACCUUCAGCCGAAGGGGAGGAUCGCGUUGCCCUCACAAUCAACGACGUUGGAUAUGAACAUAACAAGCCUCAAGGGUGCCCAAUUGCUGACUGCGAAACUUGUUCCACUCCCCAAACCUGUGAGAGGUGUCAGCCAGGCUAUUACACACAGUUCAAUGCGGAUACAGAGAAUAUCACAUGCGUCAAAGAGUGCUUGCCGAACUAUGUUCCUGCAAUAGAUUCUAGUGGCAAAAGUUCAUGUACUGAGAGGCUCCUAAUGAAAUGCUACAUCCGAAGGUGUAUGACAUGUUUAGGUGCGAUGACAUGCACAAAAUGCACGCCUGGCUAUUACCCACAAUUCCAUUCGGCCUGGGAAGAGACAAUCUGCGUCAAGAAAUGUUUUAGGGGAUAUUCAUUGGUUGCUGGUUCUCAUGGCAGCAAAAUGUGUAAACAGAUUCGACGUCCCAAAGGAUGUCAGAGUUUCACAUGCACAUCAUGCAAGCGAGGCUUUUAUAUGCUUCGCAACGUGACAAAGAAGUCGCCAUGUAGUCGAAGGUGUCCCAAAGGCUACUUGAAAGACAGAAUCAGACGAAAGUGCGUUCAAUGGCCGAAGUGA
Messenger RNA from Rhopilema esculentum, 762 nucleotides. RefSeq lists its product as uncharacterized. NCBI's taxonomy places the organism in Eukaryota, Metazoa, Cnidaria, Scyphozoa, Rhizostomeae, Rhizostomatidae. The record is from RefSeq and is a predicted model, not a curated record.